GGAACUUUCUCUGUUGUGUUCUAGCACCUCAACAGAGAGAGAAGCUUUGGCAAUGGAGUUGAGGGUUUUGCCUUAUGUCUCCUUCAUUGCAGUAAUGGUGGCCCAUGCAGUUGAUGCACAUGAUUUCGCGAAAAUCGGGCUGAACUAUGGCAUGAAGGGUGACAACCUUCCCCCACCCUCCCAAGUAGUGGCCCUCUACGAGGACCACGGCAUCCAAAAAGUGCGCCUCUUUGAUCCCAACCCUGAUGCCCUCGAAGCCCUUCGGGGCUCUGGGAUUGGCAUUCACCUCGGCGUCCUAAAUGAAGACAUCGGGAGUAUUGCUACUAAUUCUGUCGUUGCUGAUCAGUGGGUCGCGGCCCAUGUCAAGCCCUAUGUUCCCGACGUUAACAUCACUUAUGUCUCUGCAGGCAAUGAGUUCGUCACUGAUGAUACAGCCGACCAGGUUCCAUCAGCUAUGCAGGCCCUUCGCAAAGCCCUUGAUGCCGACGGGUUGUCCAACAUCAAGGUCACCACGACGAUAGCCACGAGCGUACUCUCAGCAUCAUACCCUCCAUCGCAGGGGGCCUUUACCUCCAGCGUGACCGCCGCAAUGACGUCAAUCGCAGCGUUACUCACCCAACAACAAGCCCCUCUCUUUGUCAAUGUGUACCCCUACUUUGCUCAUGCAAACGACCCUGACAAUGUGAAGCUCGACUACGCCCUGUUCACUGCUCUGGGCCCAGUGGUGCAAGACUCUGGCCUGAGCUAUCAAAACCUCUUUGACACUAUCCUUGAUGCGAUGUACUAUGCGUUGGAGAAGGUGGGUGGAGCAUCUGUGGAGCUCGGAGUCGGAGAGACUGGGUGGCCAUCUGGUGGCGAUGCGGGGGCAGCAACGAUCGAUAAUGCAAGAACAUACACUAACAAUCUGAUAAAGCACAUUGCAUCGGCUCAGGGCACUCCCAAGUUGCCUGGAAAGCUCAUAGAGACUUAUAUUUUUGCCACCUUCGAUGAAGACUUGAAGCCUAAAGGCACUGAACAGAACUUUGGGCUCUUCUACCCUAGCAGGGAACAAGUCUAUGCCGUGGACUUCUUCCCCAGUGUGUAAGAACUGGGCAUGUUUGUUUUUUGGGGCUAAGUAUUUGUGACUAUUUUCUUAUUUUGUAAAUCUAAAAAAAAAAAACAGUUUAUUGUUUUAAGUAGUGGCAGUAGAUCUCAUUA
This is a messenger RNA of Amborella trichopoda, 1197 nucleotides long. RefSeq names its product putative glucan endo-1,3-beta-glucosidase GVI. Gene Ontology annotation, biological process: carbohydrate metabolic process. The record is from RefSeq and is a predicted model, not a curated record. NCBI's taxonomy places the organism in Eukaryota, Viridiplantae, Streptophyta, Magnoliopsida, Amborellales, Amborellaceae. Gene Ontology annotation, molecular function: hydrolase activity, hydrolyzing O-glycosyl compounds.